This is a messenger RNA of Trichosurus vulpecula (common brushtail), 3288 nucleotides long. RefSeq names its product ATPase H+ transporting V0 subunit a4 (gene ATP6V0A4). The record is from RefSeq and is a predicted model, not a curated record. Gene Ontology annotation, cellular component: plasma membrane; vacuolar proton-transporting V-type ATPase, V0 domain; vacuolar proton-transporting V-type ATPase complex. NCBI's taxonomy places the organism in Eukaryota, Metazoa, Chordata, Mammalia, Diprotodontia, Phalangeridae. Gene Ontology annotation, biological process: vacuolar acidification; proton transmembrane transport. The coding region runs from base 194 to 2710 and encodes 838 amino acids. Gene Ontology annotation, molecular function: ATPase binding; proton-transporting ATPase activity, rotational mechanism. The transcript has 21 exons.
UCCUUCCUUCUACCCUCCUACCCUUUGCCAUAGGCUAAAGAGCACCUGGAAGAAAGGUCAUUAAGCUUUCUGCUUGGGGCUUGUGUUUGCCGCUGAAAGAAAAAUUGACUGAGGCAGCCAGGUUCCGGGCCCCUGCUCCAAAUCCCAGUUAAUUUCAAGAAUUGGAUGAAGUCAAGAUCAAGUCUGAGCCAGCAUGGCUUCUAUAUUUCGGAGCGAGGAGAUGUGCUUGUCCCAACUGUUCCUGCAGGCAGAAGCAGCAUACUGUUGUGUAGCAGAACUUGGUGAACUGGGAUUGGUUCAAUUUAAAGAUCUAAAUGCAAACGUGAACAGCUUCCAACGAAAAUUUGUGAAUGAAGUCCGAAGGUGUGAGUCUUUGGAGAGAAUCCUUCGUUUUCUAGAAGAUGAGAUGAAAGAGGAGAUUGUGAUCCAGAUACCUGAGAAAUCCCCACAGACACCUCUGCCUAGGGAAAUGAUUGACCUUGAGAUCAUUCUGGAAAAGCUGGAGGGGGAGCUUCAGGAAGCCAACCAGAACCAGCAGGCUCUGAGAACCAACUUCUUGCAACUAACAGAACUCAAAUAUCUCCUGAAGAAAACUCAAGACUUCUUUGAGACCGAAAGCAGCUUAACUGAUGAUUUCUUCACUGAAGACACCUCUGGCCUCUUGGAGCUCAGGAGCGUCCCUUCAGCAGUGGCUGGGAAAUUGGGGUUCACAGCUGGUGUCAUAAACAGGGAGAGAAUGGCUUCCUUUGAGCGUCUUCUGUGGCGGGUUUGCCGAGGAAACAUCUAUCUGAAGUACACUGAACUGGACAUUCUCCUUGAGGAUCCUGUCACGAAAGAAGAGCUGAAAAAGAACAUAUUUGUCAUAUUUUAUCAAGGGGACCAACUGAAAAAGAAGGUCAACAAGAUUUGUGAGGGGUUUAGGGCCUCUGUUUAUCCUUGCCCUGAAGCGGCUGCUGAGCGAAGAGAAAUGUUGGCCAAUGUCAAUGUGAGGCUGGAGGAUUUAAAUACUGUCAUUACCCAAACCGAGUCACACCGUCAGCGACUGCUACAGGAAGCGGCUGCCAACUGGUACUCAUGGAGCAUCAAAGUACAGAAAAUGAAGGCCAUCUACCAUGUUCUAAAUUUCUGCAACAUUGAUGUCACCCAGCAAUGUAUCAUUGCCGAGAUCUGGUUCCCGGUGGCAGACACUGUAGCCAUCAAAACGGCAUUACAGCAAGGAGUUGACAGAAGUGGCUCACCCAUUGCACCCAUUAUGACAGCAAUGGAGAUUAAAUCAACUCCUCCUACCUUUAAUAGAAGCAAUAAAUUCACUGCUGGCUUCCAGAACAUCGUGGAUGCUUAUGGAGUGGGGAAUUACCGUGAGAUGAAUCCCACCCCCUACACUAUUAUUACUUUCCCCUUCCUGUUUGCUGUGAUGUUUGGAGACUGUGGCCAUGGAGCGAUCAUGCUGGUUUUGGCCCUUUGGAUGGUCAUGAAUGAAAAAAGUUUGCUUGCCAAGAAGAACACCAAUGAGAUCUGGAAUACCUUCUUCAAUGGACGAUAUUUGAUCCUGCUAAUGGGUUUCUUCUCUAUCUACACUGGCUUCAUAUACAACGACUGUUUCUCUAAGGCUCUCAACAUCUUUGGCUCCUCCUGGAGUGUCCGGCCCAUGUUUACAAAUGGCACAUGGAAUAGUCACUUGGUGGAAACCAAUCCAAUUUUGCAGCUGGAUCCGGCUGUCCCAGGAGUAUUCUCUGGAAAUCCAUACCCGUUUGGGAUUGACCCGGUCUGGAAUAUGGCUUCAAAUAAACUCACAUUUUUGAACUCGUAUAAAAUGAAGAUGUCUGUCAUCUUGGGGAUCGUCCACAUGGUUUUUGGGGUUAUUCUUAGCCUUUUCAACCACAUAUACUUCAGGAAAACUAUAAAUAUCGUUCUACAAUUCAUCCCCGAGAUGAUCUUUAUUCUUUGUCUGUUUGGCUACCUUGUUUUCAUGGUCAUUUUUAAAUGGUGCCAGUAUGAUGUCUACACAUCCCGGAGUGCGCCAAGCAUCCUCAUUCAUUUCAUCAACAUGUUCCUGUUCAAUUACAGUGACCCAACCAAUAAGCCCUUGUAUGCCCAUCAGCAAGAAGUCCAGAGCUUCCUGGUUAUUUUCGCUUUGAUUGCUGUCCCCUGGAUGCUCCUCAUUAAGCCUUUUAUCCUCAGAGCCAGACACCAGAGAUCUCAGGCCCUUAUUACCAAUCAGGACGCCACAAUAGAAAUCGAGGCGGACGGUCAGCCUAAGAGUGUCAGCAAGGAGAAUUCUGCUGGUGCCCAUGGGGAACAUGACAACCAUGAAGGAGAGUUCGAUUUUGGAGAUGUCUUUGUCCACCAAGCUAUCCACACCAUUGAAUACUGCCUGGGUUGCAUUUCCAACACGGCAUCUUAUCUUCGGCUCUGGGCUCUCAGCCUGGCUCAUUCACAAUUGUCAGAAGUGCUCUGGACCAUGGUGAUGAGCAGUGGCCUCCGCCAGAGAAGUUGGGCAGGCCUCAUUGGAGUCUUCAUCAUUUUUGCCUUCUUUGCAGUUCUGACUGUAGCCAUCCUUCUGGUCAUGGAGGGUCUCUCAGCCUUCCUGCACGCACUUCGACUUCACUGGGUUGAGUUCCAGAACAAAUUCUACGCUGGGUGCGGCUACAAGUUUACUCCCUUCUCUUUUAAAGAGAUCCUGGAUGGGACAGCUGAGGAGCAGAACUAAAAUGCUGGUGGUAGUUCCCCAGUGUCCUGGAUCAAGUCUCUCUUUCAAUUCAACUAACAGAGUCUCUUUAAAAAUCGGUCCUGGUCAGGGAGCUCAAUAGAGUUAUUGUUCUGGACUAAUCUGACACAUAAAGCCUUGCUUUAUUUGAUUCUAAGCCUUAAGGUAUGUUAGGACUUAACCAACACCCUAGAGAAAAAGAUUUCUGCUCAUGGGCCAAAUGGAGAGGAAAAGAAAAAAGGUCUUUGGACCUAAACUGAGGUCCUGAUAGUAAAUCGGAUAUACAGGAUGCUAGGGAAACAAGGAAACAGAAGCUCCUUAAUAGAAUAUUUAGAGCAGAAAUGGGGCGUUAGGGAUCACUAAGGCUGACACUGCUCUCCUCUCAUUCUACAGAUUUAGAAACUAGGAGAAGCAAAGGGAAAAUACUUUUGCUAGUGGCGGAGCCAGGACUAUAGAACCUAUAUAUCCUGAGUACCUAGCCAGGGCUAUGUCUAUUCUACCACACUAUUUCUCAUGGUCUGUCAAGGAAGGACUUUUGGGUUGUGAUUUUGGCAUAUUAAAGAGGAUAAAUCACCAUUGAA